UCAAACCCGCGGCAGCCCCCGCCCGCCAUGCUGAGCGCGGCACUUCCGGGCGGUCACGUGGGCAGCGCGUCAUGUGACCCGCGGCGCCGCGGGCAGGAGGUCAUGGCCGCCCCCCGGGUGGUGCCGGGCGAAGCCUCCGAGAGCGACUCGGAGCCAGAGCUGCUGGUGGCGACAACAGCGGAGACCCCCGGAGCAGGGCUGAAGGUGCCGGGCGAAGCCUCCGAGACCGAAGAGGAGGAGGAGGAGGAGCCGAGGCCGAAGACGCCGCCGGUGCUGGCGGAGGAGCCGGCGGCCGUUUGGGGGGCCGGCCCCUCGCUGCUGCAGCAGCGGCUGCUGGAGGGGACGGGGCGGCUGCGGGGGGCGGUGGGCAGCGCCCUUCGGCAGAGCUACGGCAGCGCCGCCCGGAGCCUGGGCGGGCUGGGGGGAGCCCUGGGCCGGGCGCAGGUGACCGCCGCCGCUGCCGCCCACUGCCUGCGCCUGGCCCGCCGCGAUCUGCGCGCCGUGGCCGACACCAUCGACAUCGUCACAGCCUGCCACCUCCUGCCCGACAUCCGCGGGCAGCUCUGACCGGCACAGCCUGCCACCUCCUGCCCGACAUCCGCGGGCAGCUCUGAGCGGCACAGCCUGCCACCUCCUGCCCGACAUCCGCGGGCAGCUCUGAGCGGCACAGCCUGCCACCUCCUGCCCGACAUCCGCGGGCAGCUCUGAGCGGCACAGCCUGCCACCUCCUGCCCGACAUCCGCGGGCAGCUCUGAGCGGCACAGCCUGCCACCUCCUGCCCGACAUCCGCGGGCAGCUCUGAGCGGCACAGCCUGCCACCUCCUGCCCGACAUCCGCGGGCAGCUCUGAGCGGCACAGCCUGCCACCUCCUGCCCGACAUCCGCGGCCAGCUCUGACCGGCACAGCCUGCCACCUCCUGCCCGACAUCCGCGGCCAGCUCUGACUGUUCACCAUCCCCUCCACGGCUGUCACCAGCGGUGGCACCAACACCUGGCAGACACCUGUGGACAGCUGCCAGCAUCACUGCUGUCCUCGGCAUCGCCGGCACCGCAUGUGCCAGGGCAGGGUCAUCACCAGCAGCGUCAUCAGUGCAGCAUCCUGCCCAGGCUGGAGGUGUGGUGGCAUCCAGUCCUGUUUGCAGCACCCCAUGCUGACCCUGAAGGCUGUUUCACCAUGGUGGCAUUGUCACCACUGCAGCCACAGUGACACCGAACAGUGGCUUUGGCACAGAGGCCUGGUGCCACAGGACCUGCAUGCUCUGGUGACAUCACUGCUGGGCCCCUGGCCAGGGGUCACCAUCCCUGAACUGCAGCCUGGUGCUGGCUUGUCACCACUGGCCCCAACUGCCACUGUUUUAUGUGACAUGGAACUGAAUAAAGCCGUGGUGUGUCACAGCCA
Prinia subflava (tawny-flanked prinia) is the source of this 1398-nucleotide messenger RNA. It is a transcript of the gene BLOC1S3, whose product is annotated as biogenesis of lysosomal organelles complex 1 subunit 3. NCBI's taxonomy places the organism in Eukaryota, Metazoa, Chordata, Aves, Passeriformes, Cisticolidae. Gene Ontology annotation, cellular component: BLOC-1 complex. The transcript is spliced from 2 exons. The record is from RefSeq and is a predicted model, not a curated record. The coding region runs from base 28 to 567 and encodes 179 amino acids.